Dentiscutata erythropus is the source of this 312-nucleotide messenger RNA. Lineage: Eukaryota; Fungi; Glomeromycota; Glomeromycetes; Diversisporales; Gigasporaceae. The record is from the annotation of a GenBank genome assembly.
AUGUCUCGACACCGACUUUCAAAAUUUAAUAAAUUCGAAACUCAACAAUUUUGCUUAAGAGCACCUAAAAUUUCAAAAAAUUUAUCAUCUAAUCAAGAAGAUAAGAGUAUAAAUGAAGAUUCUAAUAUAGAUUAUGAUGAAUUUAAUUAUGAUAAUUGGAGUAAUAAUGAAUUAAACUGGAAUAAUAUGCAAUUUGAAAAUGAAAGUUAUGAUAUUGAUUUAAAAAAAGAAUGUGCAUUACAAGCUCAGCAAGAGUGGUUUUUAGUUGAAGAACUAAAUUCUUAUAUUAUAGAACCAUUUUCUUUAAUUUAG